GCUUAUUCUCGUGGGAUUUUUAUGGAUGCGGCAUUCAGCCUCUUGAAAGAUAUGUGGGUUCUUGGCUUUGAGCCAAGUUCGCCCACAUUUGUUUCAAUUUUGUCAGGUUGUUCGGAUUCAGAUUCAGAUUCCUUUAGCUUUUGGUGGCAAGGGAUGUCGAUACAUUGUUGCUUGAUCAAACUUGGACUUGUGUAUUCUCAAGUUACUUUGGCCAAUGCGUUAAUGGGAAUGUAUGUUCACUUUAGCCAAAUGGAGGAAGCGAGGAAGGUUUUUGAUUUGAUGGAUGAAAAAUUAAUAAUUUCUUGGACAACUAUUAUGGGAGGUUAUGUGAAAGUUGGCCAUGUUGCGGAAGCAUAUAAUUUAUUCAAUCAAAUGCAGCAUCAAAGAUAUGCCCAUUCGGAUCACCCAUUGGAGGCAUUGCAUUUGUUUAGAAGGCUUGUACGGACAGAUUUUAGACCAGAUGGACCAACCGUUGCUACUGUUAUAUCAGCUUGUGCUGAUAUAGGAUCAAUUAGCAUAGCACAAGAGAUGGAACAUUAUAUUUCUCUAAAUGGAUUGGAAUUCGAUCUACAAGUCCAAACAUCUCUCAUACACUUGUACUCCAAGUGUGGAAGCAUCAAGAAAGCUCAAGAAGUAUUUCAAAAAGUGGCAGAUAAAGAUUUAACUGUUUGGUCUUCCAUGAUAAAUAGCUAUGCUAUUCAUGGGAUGGGGAAAGAAGCGAUUGACCUAUUUCGCAAAAUGACAACUACAGAAGGGAUAAUUCCAGAUGCUAUUGUUUACACCAGUGUUUUGCUUGCUUGUAGCCAUGCAGGGUUAGUAGAAGAUGGAUUGAAGUGCUUCAUAAGUAUGCAGAAAGAUUUUGGAAUAACUCCUAAGAUAGAAGAUUGCACUUGCUUGGUAGAUCUUCUUGGUCGAGUUGGCCGGCUUGACUUAGCAUUAGAUACGAUUCAGGGGAUGCCCUUGGAAGCACAAGUGCAAGCUUGGGCUCCCUUGCUCAGUGCUUGUAGGAUCCAUGGUAAUGUUGAGCUUGGGGAGAUUGCUGCUGUCAAGUUACUAGAGCUUAGUCUUGGAAGCUCUGGAAAUUAUGUAUUGAUGGCUAAUUUGUACACCUCAUUCGGCAAGUGGAAGGAGGCUCAUGAAAUGAGAAAAUUGAUAGAUGGUAAAGGACUGGUUAAAGAAUGUGGGUGGAGCCAGGUUGAGAUCGGUGGUAGAUUUCAUACAUUUGCAGCAGGAAAUCCGUCACGUGUUCAGUUGGCCAAUAUCUAUAAGAUGCUAGAAGAUCUAAAUUUUACUCUUCAAGAAGGUAGCUGUGCAGGACAAGCUGUAACAAUGAAUAAUGACCCAUAAAAAAUAACCACCUUUGAAGACAUGAGGCUAUACAACAAAAACUUUUGCUUCUGGUCAUGUCAAUUUGUAAUCUUGCAUUUACAAGAUUAUGCCAAUUUCAAGUGAUUCUUACCCUACUACAGGAUUUGUCUCUGUCUCAUAGAACAGAUGUUAUUUCAUUUUCUCCAAAUGAAGAGACCAAGGAAGCACUGAAAAUAGUACGAGACUUCACCAUCAAUAAUAAUGAUGCUUCAGUGUUCUUGGAUGCUCAACAUUGCUGCAUCAUGAAAACCAGCUUAGAUUAUCUCUCCAGUUUGUCUGCUAAUGAUGGUUUAUCAGGAGCAAUGAGAGCAUUGAUAUCUGAAACUUCAAUUGUGUUUUGCACAUUGUAGUAGUAGGCUAGUAGCUACAUUGAAGCAAAUAUGAAAGUUGAGUCCACUGCUUCAGAACUGUCGAGAGCUGAUAACUUAAAAUCUGAUCUUGAAAAAUAACAAGAGUCAGUUCAGUGAUAUGGAAAGAGGACUUCAAAAAACAAAUCAGAACUAUUAAUGCUGACAUCAUGGCUUCUCGAAAAGAACAGAACACAACUCAAAUGAGAAAGAGAGAUAUCUAUGUGGAAGGAAAGGCACUCAAAGCUCGAAUGGACGUGGCGAAGGAGAAAGUACCACAUUUGCAACAUGAGCAUGACUUGGCAAAGGAAAACCAGGAAAAGAUCAAAGCUGAAUGGUCAGAGUUCGGAGAAAAAUUUAAAAAGAUUGUUGUAAAGUCAGCUGUACAAGAUUACCAAUAUUGUUGUAAAGUCAGCUGUACAAC
Arachis duranensis is the source of this 2139-nucleotide messenger RNA. Its product is annotated as pentatricopeptide repeat-containing protein At2g29760, chloroplastic-like. NCBI's taxonomy places the organism in Eukaryota, Viridiplantae, Streptophyta, Magnoliopsida, Fabales, Fabaceae. The transcript has 3 exons. The coding region runs from base 22 to 1347 and encodes 441 amino acids. Gene Ontology annotation, molecular function: protein binding; RNA binding. The record is from RefSeq and is a predicted model, not a curated record. Gene Ontology annotation, biological process: RNA modification.